Molecule: messenger RNA, 312 nt
Organism: Vicia faba (fava bean)
Lineage: Eukaryota; Viridiplantae; Streptophyta; Magnoliopsida; Fabales; Fabaceae
Source: the annotation of a GenBank genome assembly
AUGUUUCAGACUCCGACCGACCCGACUCAGAUUCGUAUUGACCCGGUUGAGCCAAGUUUUGGUGGAGGGAGUUUUAGUUCACUUCUUGCAUCAAUCGAGAGGUCCGGGAACCUUUUUAAGGGCCUGAAUUCAAAUGGGCCAGGUCUAAAAAUAGUGGAAAUGGGUGGAUUUGAAGAGAAUCUGAACUGUGACCCGGUCUUGAAAUCGAAUUCAGAUCAUAAUAUUAACCCGAAUGGCAGAAAUGGUGAAUCAAAGAUCUUUCUUGGUUUACAAAAUGGUGAUACAAGUUGUUGGAAUGGGAACCAUGGUUGA